Messenger RNA from Olea europaea var. sylvestris, 748 nucleotides. RefSeq lists its product as uncharacterized. Lineage: Eukaryota; Viridiplantae; Streptophyta; Magnoliopsida; Lamiales; Oleaceae. The record is from RefSeq and is a predicted model, not a curated record. Bases 134 to 481 code for a protein of 115 amino acids. The transcript is spliced from 2 exons.
CCCGCAAUCACAAUCUGGUGACAUCAGGAUCUCAACUUUAUCUUUCCUUCAGCCCAAUUCUUUUUAAGAUUGCGUUUUUCUUUUCUAGUCCUUUGUUGAUGAAACUGCUAUACUAAAUUCAGAUAACAUUGAUAUGGAGGUCAUUGAGAAUGUGGAACUCGUUGAACCAGGAGUGGAUAGCAUUAAGCAGGUUACAACGUCAAAGUUGGAAGAGACGUGCGUUUUGGUGGAAGGAAAUGAGCUUCAUAUUGUUCAACAAGGCACCGGCAAACACAAGUCAUACAAGAAAAAAAUCCGUGAAGCUUUUUCGUCAAAACUGAGAUCAAGAAAGAGACAUGAGUAUGACCAGUGCAUUCCCCAGGCCGGACUUUUAGGUGGAACUGGAAGUACAGAAAUCGUGAUUCCUGAUCUUACUCUGGAUUUUGAGAAAAUGAAAUUACCGGCACAAGAUUUUUCCGAAUCCGAUUGGGAAUUUCUCUAGCUAUUCUGCUACAAGUGAUGCUGCCCCUGUGAGACAAUGACUGGUAAAUGAAGAUGCCAUCUUGAUUUGUAAAUAAUGGCAGCCUAAAUGUACUCUGUCAAUAUGGGAAAUUGCGAAUUGAUGUUUGAAAUUCAAUAUUCUAUAAUGCACAUAAAAUCCAAGUGUUAAAGUGGUUUAUGGCCUGUUUAGUAUUUGUAGUUUACAUAUAUGUCACUCUCCUGGAUAAGUUAUAAUUGAAAAUUCAGGUUAUUUGACUUUUUCUCUUCA